AUGCUCUCCACACUUCGCCCCGUUGCGCGGUCUGCACUUCGCCAACAACAAGUCCUUCGCAUUGCCAGCGUGAACGCGUCCACAUGGGCCAACGUCAAGGAAGGCCCUCCUGAUGCCAUUCUUGGUAUCACCGAGGCUUUCAAGAAGGAUAGCUUCAAGGAGAAGAUCAACCUGGGUGUUGGUGCAUACCGCGACGACAAAGGCAAGCCUUAUGUACUCCCUUCCGUCCGGACUGCCGAACAGAAGCUCCUUCAGGAUAACCUCGACCACGAGUACGCCGGCAUCACCGGCGUUCCUGCCUUCACCAAACACGCUGCAGUUUUGGCCUAUGGACCCGACAGCAAGCCUCUCAAAGAAGACCGCAUCGCCAUCACACAAUCUAUUUCUGGUACCGGUGCUUUGAGGAUAGGUGGUGCUUUCUUUGAGCGAUUCUACCCUCACGCAAAGACCAUCUACAUCCCCACCCCUUCGUGGGCCAACCACAAGGCCGUCUUCCUCGACUCCGGUCUCGAGGUCAAGCAGUACAAAUACUACAACAAGGACACAAUCGGAUUGGACUUUGACGGCCUGAUUGCCGAUCUCAAGGCCGCCCCUGAAAACUCCCUCGUCCUCCUGCACGCCUGCGCCCACAAUCCCACUGGAAUCGACCCAACCCAGGAGCAAUGGCAGCAGAUCAGCCAACUGUUCAAGGAGAAGGGCCACUACCCAUUCUUCGACAUGGCAUACCAAGGGUUCGCCAGCGGUGACACCGACAAGGAUGCAUACCCCGUUCGUCUUUUCAUCGAGCAAGGCCACGGUCUCGCGCUCGCCCAGUCGUUCGCCAAGAACAUGGGUCUCUACGGCGAGAGAGUCGGCGCAUUUAGCGUCGUGGCAGACAGCGCAGAGGAGAAGAAGCGGAUUGACUCGCAAGUCAAGAUCCUCGUCCGCCCGCUCUACUCCAACCCUCCUGUCAACGGUGCACGCAUCGCCAGCGAGAUCUUGGGCAAUGCCGAGUUGAACAAGCAAUGGCUGGGCGAGGUCAAGGGUAUGGCCGACCGCAUCAUCGAGAUGAGAGCUCUAUUGAAGCAGAACCUCAAGGAUCUGGGCUCCAAGCACAACUGGGACCACAUCACCAACCAGAUCGGUAUGUUCGCAUACACCGGCCUGACCGCCGAGCAGAUGGAUAAGUUGGCGAAGGAGCAUUCGGUCUACGCCACCAAGGACGGCCGUAUCUCUGUCUCUGGCAUCACCACUGGCAACGUCAAGAGACUCGCUGAGGCGAUCCACAAGGUCACCAGCUAG
Molecule: messenger RNA, 1281 nt
Organism: Exophiala bonariae
Lineage: Eukaryota; Fungi; Ascomycota; Eurotiomycetes; Chaetothyriales; Herpotrichiellaceae
Gene: GOT2
Product: Aspartate aminotransferase, mitochondrial
Exons: 3
Coding region: 1-1281 (426 amino acids)
Biological process (GO): biosynthetic process; L-aspartate catabolic process
Cellular component (GO): mitochondrion
Molecular function (GO): pyridoxal phosphate binding; L-aspartate:2-oxoglutarate transaminase activity
Source: RefSeq, a predicted model, not a curated record